Molecule: messenger RNA, 171 nt
Organism: Symbiodinium natans
Lineage: Eukaryota; Dinophyceae; Suessiales; Symbiodiniaceae
Source: the annotation of a GenBank genome assembly
AUGGCGCUUUCGAAUCGAGAUAUCCACUUCACAUCGACGAAUGUGCAUUGCCCGGAGAAGGCCUCAGUCUACACAGCCUGUCAUGCCUCGGACGUUUGCGACAACAUUUGCUCGAGGAUGCUGAUUGCAAUCGCGUUAUUUGCGACAAUAUUGCCUCUUCCACGCCGGUAG